Molecule: messenger RNA, 1212 nt
Organism: Nipponia nippon (crested ibis)
Lineage: Eukaryota; Metazoa; Chordata; Aves; Pelecaniformes; Threskiornithidae
Source: RefSeq, a predicted model, not a curated record
AUGGCCCAGCUCCAGGAAAACAUCAAUGGCAUCGUUGCUGCUUUCUACAUGUGCGCCAGAAGCGACGGCAACUGCAGGCCCCUGAGCAGGGAGGAGCUGAGGCAGCUCAUGGAGCAGGAGUUCGCGGACGCGAUGGAGAACCCCCAGGACCCCAAAACCGUCAAGAAGGUGCUGUGCUUCCUGGAUGAUAACAGCAACUGCAGAGUUGACUUCAGCGAGUUGCUCAGCCUGGUUUUCCGCAUGGCCAAGGCUUGUUACAAGCCGCUCCAGCAGCACCAGGCACUGGAAGAUGGUCAAGAGCCAACAGCGCAAGAGAAGGCAAGUGGGGAACAGCUGCCAGGGCCGCGCACAGCGGAGAGGGUCUCCCACAACCAGCAGGUCCCCGAGCAGGGUGUGAACAAUCAGGUCCAGGACACUGAGACACAGGACCCAGACAACCAUCAAACCCAGGAGGGUGAGACAUCAAAGCAGGACCAGGACACCCGUCAAACCCAGGAGGGUGAGACACCAGAGCAGGACCAGGACAACCUUCAAACCCAGGAGGGUGAGACACCAGAGCAGGACCAGGACAACCUUCAAACCGAGGAGGGUGAGACACCAGAGCAGGACCAGGACAACCUUCAAACCCAGGAGGGUGAGACACCAGAGCAAGACCAGGACACCCAUCAGGAUCAUGGGACUGAAGCACCAGAAGGGGAUCCAAAGAGAGUUGAGAUCCUGGACACUACAACCCCAGAGCAGGACAGAAAUACCCAUAAGGCUGAAGAGACUGAGGCACCAAAACAGGACCCAGAAAACCAGCAGCCCCAAGAAACUGAGGCACCAGGACAGCGCUCAAACCACCAUCAGAGCUCAGAGAUGGAGUCAGCAGAGCAGGACCUGAACUGUCCCUCUGAGACACAAGGAAAAGACCCAAACAACAAGACACAGGUCUGCGAGGCCCCUCAGCAUGAGCCCAACUCUGGCAAGACCCAGAAGCUGCUGCCCUCACAGCGGGGUGCAAGCCCCCAUCGGGAUCCCAAGCCCCGGGGAACGUGCCAUGACCCAGCUUGCCAUCAGCUCCCUGAAUCCAAGGUGCUGGAGCAGGAGCACAGCAGGGCAGAGGCUCCAUCUUGUCCAGCACAACAGCAACAAGAUGCUUAUCACCGAAGACAACCCGCUAUAGAGCAACAGCUCCUGCAGUCUCUGUAUCAGUGGCCAUUACAGCAGUAA